AUGCCUCGGGGUCAGAAGAGUAAGUUCCAAACUCGAGAAAAAUGCCACGAGACUGAAGGUGAGACCCAAGAUUGCCAGAGUGUUCAGGCCCCUACAAUAGAGGAGAAAAGCUCUCUACCUCCAUCUUCUCCUUAUUUGGGGGAUACUACCUGUAAAAAAUCAGCUUGUAGGCUACAAAGCACUUCCAAGGUGCCUCAGAGAGCCUUUUCUACCACUGAGUCUAAGAGUGUUUAUCCUACAAGAUCAUAUAAAGGAGGUAACUACAGAAUUAAGAGAAAACAAGAUUCUUUCAAGGCCUCAUCCUCCACUAUGAAGCCCACUAGAAGCUCUCUCAAUGGCACAAUUCGAGUGGUAGUGAAGUACAUGAUGCAGAUGUAUAAAAUGAAAAAACCCAUUCUGAAAGCAGAUGUGUUGAAGGUGAUCACCAAAGAGCAUAGAAAACGCUUCUUUGAAAUCCUCAAAAAAGCUUCUUUCAACAUAGAGGUGGUGUUCGGUGUGGACUUAAAGGAAGUGGAUUCUACAAAGCACUCCUACAUCCUUGUCAGCAAAAUGAAUCUCCCUAACAAUGGCACUGUGACUAGAGGCAGGGGACUUCCCAAGACUGGCCUGUUAAUGAAUCUUCUAGGUGUGAUAUUCCUGAAAGGAAACUGUGCCACUGAGGAAAAGAUCUGGGAAUUCCUGAAUAAGAUGAAAAUAUAUGAUGGAAAGAAACAUUUCAUUUUUGGGGAACCCAGGAAGCUUAUCACUCAAGAUUUAGUGAAGCUUAAAUACCUGGAGUACCGUCAGGUGCCUGACAGUAUUCCUGCAAGCUAUGAGUUUCGGUGGGGCCCAAGAUCUCAUGCUGAGACAAGCAAGAUGAAGAUCCUGGAGUUUUGGGCUAAGAUCAACCGCACAGUUCCCAGUGCCUUCCAGUCCUGGUAUGAUGAGGCUUUGAAAGAUGAGGAAGAAAGAGCUGGAGCUGCAGUUAUACUCGGUGACACAUUAAUCCACGGCAAUUAA
Molecule: messenger RNA, 999 nt
Organism: Onychomys torridus (southern grasshopper mouse)
Lineage: Eukaryota; Metazoa; Chordata; Mammalia; Rodentia; Cricetidae
Product: melanoma-associated antigen B3-like
Exons: 1
Coding region: 1-999 (332 amino acids)
Biological process (GO): negative regulation of transcription by RNA polymerase II
Cellular component (GO): nucleus
Source: RefSeq, a predicted model, not a curated record